CCUUGGCCGCGGGCCCUCUCCCCGUCGGCGCCAUGUCCCUGCGGUGCCUGUCCCGAGCCAUGCGCAUCCCGGUGUCGGUGCCGGUGUCRGUGCCGGGCAGGYGCUGGGUGUCGUGUCCCUAUAAAGCGGUGAUCUUCGACGUGAGCGCCGCGCUCCUGCCGGCCCCUCGCAAGGUGGCCGCAGACUGGGAGGUCCAGAAUUGUAUUCCAGCUGGCACCGUCCAACAAGCUCUACUUGCUGGAGGGGAAAAUAGUCCCUCUCUGAAGUACACCAGAGGAGAGCUGUCGACUGUGGAGUUUUUGCAGGAAUUUGGACAGCAGUGCUUUGACAUUGCAAAUGUUUCAGUUCCAGUGGAUUCCUUUCUCUUGCACUUAAUCAGAAAGGAGAUGAUAAAACAGCUCCCCAUAAUGGCAGAAGCAGUACAGUGUAUUCGUGCCGAAGGUCUUAAGACAGCUGUUCUAAGCAACAGCUUCUGUCUGCUGAAUGAAGAGAGCUUUCUGCCUCUAGACCGAAAGCAGUUUGAUGUGAUAGUUGAAACUUGCCGCGAGGGAAUAUCCGAGCCGGAUCCUCGCAUCUACAAGCUCUGCUUGGAGCGCUUGCGUGUUCAGCCCCACGAAUCCAUCUUCCUUGAUGACAUCAGCCAGAACCUAAAGGCAGCAGCGCAGCUUGGCAUUAAAACAGUGAAGGUUGUUGACACAGCAGUAGCUCUCAGAGAGCUGGAAGCCUAUCUGGGUUUUCCUUUGCAAGGCUUCGUUCCAUAUACUCGUUCCGUGAGACCAACCACGGAGAUACCAAAAAGUCGUCUCCAAAAAUACCUUGAAUAUGUCCUUGGUGGCCGGGCAACAGGUCCGUUGAUGUUACGGCAGUUUGGUCACGAAGAGCCUCCCCUGACCUACUGUGUCAAGCUUGGCGAUCGCUCGCUAGUGCUGAAGAAGGAGCCCCCUGACGAGCUGCUCCCCGCAGGCCCUGCUCUCACCAAGGAGUACAGGAUGCUGAAGGCUCUCUCGGAGGCUGGUGUUCCUGUGCCCACUGUACUUGCUCUCUGUGAGGACAGAAGCAUCCUCGGCUCUCCUUUCUACGUGUCGGAGCACUGUGCCGGCCACCUCCACAGGGACGCCGCCCUGCCCGGGCUGUCGCCCCGCCAGCGGAGSGCUGUUUACGCAGCCAUGAGUGAGGUCCUCUCCAAGAUCCACAGCRUAGAGCUCAGAGCAGCCGAGCUGCAGGACAGUGGGGAGCGUGGUAGUUACAUUCAGCAGCAAGUUCAGACCUGGACAAAGCAGUAUCGAGCUAUGGAAACGCAGGCUAUCCCAGCCAUGGAGAGACUCAUCACGUGGCUGCCUCUGCACUUCCCUGAAUCCCAGAAGACAGCAGUGGUGCACGGUGACUUCAGGCUGGAUAACCUGAUUUUUCAUCCAGAGAGGCCAGAAGUCCUUGCUGUUCUUGGCUGGAGGCUUUCAACUCUAGGAGAUCCCAUCUCUGAUGUGGCAAAUAACUGCAUGGCCUACUUCCUGCCACCUCACUUUGGUACACUGAGAGGCUUGCGGGAGCGUGAUCCGGCGCGCCUGGGAAUCCCCACGGCAGAGGAGUAUUCCCAGAUGUACUGGGACCGCAUGGGAAUGCAGCACCCCGAGAACUGGAAUUUCUACAUGGCCUUUGCCUUCUUCCGCCUGGCCGUGAGGCUGCAGGGACUGCACAAGCGCUCUCUGAGGGGCCAUGCAAGGCCAGCCCCAGGGGAGAGCUUCCAGGAGCAUGCAGAGUUCGUCGCUGACCUGGCUUGGGAUUUUGCCAUAAAAGAAGGAUKCCGUGUGUUCAACCGCCUCCCCACCACGAAGCCUUUCACAAGACCUUACAGUACACAGGCCAGGCUUGGGCUGUUCUUCAGCAGAAGUUAUGUUACCCAAGCACAUCCUGGGGCAGCUCAUGCACUCAAAAUUCCUCUGCUUGUUCCUCUUGUUGGCUUUUUGGAGGCAACUGGAAAGUGUCAUAGAUAUCCAGUGGGGUCACCAGAUUUCCCGGCACAGUUGGACUCCACAUUUUCUUCUUGAAAAACCUAAGGUCUGAGGAACAGAGCGGCGCUGACCCGGGAGGUCCCCACGUCUCACUGGAGGCAGCUGAGCUGCUGGCCCCGGCGCCGCGGCAGAGCUUGUGCAGCUGKGACGCCCCUGAAUUUCAAUGGUGCU
This is a messenger RNA of Nothoprocta perdicaria, 2180 nucleotides long. RefSeq names its product acyl-CoA dehydrogenase family member 10 (gene ACAD10). NCBI's taxonomy places the organism in Eukaryota, Metazoa, Chordata, Aves, Tinamiformes, Tinamidae. The coding region runs from base 33 to 2045 and encodes 670 amino acids. The record is from RefSeq and is a predicted model, not a curated record. The transcript has 13 exons.